AUGUUGAUAGAUCCAGACACAGGAGCAGGUGUACAAGUUUACUGGUCAAAAAAUGAUUUUGGCAUCGGUGGCAAUCGUGAAGAUAUUCAAGAAUAUGGACGUAAUUCACGAUAUGAUUAUUCUCGUUAUGAUCUGCCAUAUAAUUUGAAAGAAGGACAAUAUGAUCUACAAAUAAUGAAUGUAGAAUUAUCCGAUGAAGGUUCCUAUGUGUGCCAAGUGAAUUUUAUGCGGCAACAAUAUUUAAGUCAAACAGCUGUAUUAACAGUACAAGUUCCAUCUGAAGCACCGCAACUUGUUCAAAUAACUAAUGAAGGUAAAGGUCCGCGGGUUGAUAUUGGUCCAUCUAGACCUGCAAUCGUUGAUGAUGGAAGUAUUAUGGUUCUCGAAUGUAUUGCUCGUCAUGGAAAACCGGGAGCACUGCUUACGUGGUUCAUUGACGGUGUUCAGAUAAAAUUGGAAUCGAAUCCUGACAGUAUACCUGGAUCGUUUGUUUCUGGAUUCUCUGGUAAUUUAACAUUUCGACUUGAAGCAUCUGCUAGAAUUCCAAGACUAGUCGAUGCAACUAGUUCAAUGAGUGCACACUUAAAUAAGUUGCAUCAUGGUAAACUUAUUGAGUGCAGAGCAGAAAAUACUGGAUAUGAGAUGCAUACACUACGUCCAGCUCAAACAAAAAUUGAAGUACACUAUGCUCCUGUUGUAAGUAUACAAGUACGGCCUUCACGACCUGACAAUCAGUUUAUGGAACAUGACAUCAUUACUGUUGAAUGUACUGCACACGGAAGACCAGAUUCAUUCUUUUGGGAAUGGCACGUAAACGGACGUCAAGUUGAAAAUAUCGCUGAAUCAUGGUAUCGGCUUCGAUUAACACGUGAAUUACAUCAAUCAGUAUUUCGGUGCAUUGCAAUUUCAAAUAAAAAAGGCUUUGCUGAGACAACAAUAAAAGUUAAAUUUGGACCUCAAUUUCAUCAAGCUUCAGCUUUACUAUUCACAGCAUCACCAGGUGAAGAUGUUUUAAUGGAUUGUCCAGCAAUAGGUAAUCCAACACCGCAUAUUGAAUGGAGACGUGAAGGUGGUAGGGAAGUUCUUUCACGUAGUGUUUCAUUGAAACGUGAAAAUUUAAAAGAAGAAGAUUUUGGAACAUAUAUAUGUACAGCUUUUGUACCGGAAUUCCCUCCCGUAUCUAAACAAAUGUAUAUAGCUAAAAGAAAACCUCCUCGUAUUCAACCGAAUCCGAUAGUUCAUGCUCAUUUGGGUCAACCAGCAAGAUUACGUUGCACAGUGAAUUCAGUACCACUCCCACCUUCUGGUCAAACACACUGGUAUUUCAAUGGUAAUCCAAUUCAACCAGAUUCACAUCAUAAGUUUGAACAAGAAGAAUUUAUCGGUGGUGUGGUACUUGUUCUUCACAUUGCACAUGUGAUGAUGAGUGAUUUCGGUCAGUAUAAUUGUUCUGUAAAGAAUGGUUACGGAUCGGAUUGGAAAUUAAUCCGUCUUAGUCAUCAAGAAGAUAUUCCAAUACAGUUUAUUAUCGGUGCAGCGGUUACUAUUGGCAUUCUGUUGAUAGUAGGAUUAAUACUUCUUUGUAUAUGCCGUCAAAGAGUAUGUGGAUUUCGUUAUAAUAAUGGCAAUCGUACUAAACAAUCAUCAAGAAAUUCGUUACAAGAUUAUGGUGUAGUGAAUUCAGAUUUUAUAACACGUGCUUGUACACCAAAUACAUAUUAUCGUCAAGAUCCAUAUCAGUGUUAUUCAAAUAAUCCUAGUUUAAAUAAAUCAUUUGCCCGUUAUGCUUUCGAUGGUACAGAUCAGGGAUCUAUGCACAUACCCAAGGAUCGAUCGGAAAAUUGUUGUUAUGAAGCAUCCAAAGAGGAUAAAUGUGCUAAUACCUCUGUUCCUGUAGGUAUUUCCGCUACAUAUUGUUCAAGUUUACCAUCUUGUCAAUUUUUACAACCUCUGUGUAACGGAAGUACUUACAUUCCAAAUUUAAAUCAUCGAAUGUUAUCAUCGGAUCAUUCAUCUUUCUUAACUAAUUGUCCUAAUUUAUUACCAAAUUCUGGAUUAAUUCAAACUCCCCCACCUGAUUUUAUACCAGAAUCGAUUAAUUUACAAUCAUGUGAAGAGAAUAACAAUUUAAUGAGAAAUAACAAUUGUCUUUUUUCAACUAAUAAUCAUUUAUUGGCAAAUCUUCCACAAAUUACAACAUUGGAUUUAACCAAUGGUAUACCCACACAUACAUCAUCACGUGGUUUAUGUUCAGGUGGCGGUUCAAUUAUCAGUGGACAUAGCUCCGUAGACAAUAACAAUAGUAAUAAUAAUAAUACUAACAGUAACAGUAAUUCACGUACUCCUGUAAAUUCACAUUCAUCUCGAAGUGUUCACAAUUCACCACUGUCCCCGGAUCAACAAUCAUCAUCAAUUAUGACAACAUCAACAAAUCAUUCAGAAAAUUUAGUGCCAAAAAUUGAAAAUCUAUCACAUUCACCUGUAGCUUAUGGAAUGAACGCAUCAUCGAUUCAUGAAAUAGCUUAUUUAAUUAAUGAUCAUACAACAAAUGUUUAA
Molecule: messenger RNA, 2556 nt
Organism: Schistosoma turkestanicum
Lineage: Eukaryota; Metazoa; Platyhelminthes; Trematoda; Strigeidida; Schistosomatidae
Source: the annotation of a GenBank genome assembly